Molecule: messenger RNA, 657 nt
Organism: Phytophthora nicotianae INRA-310
Lineage: Eukaryota; Oomycota; Peronosporomycetes; Peronosporales; Peronosporaceae
Exons: 3
Coding region: 1-657 (218 amino acids)
Source: RefSeq, a predicted model, not a curated record
AUGGAGCGACGCUGCCAGGAGGGCGAUCCUGAAGAUGUUCCUGACUGGUACCGCUCUCAAGUGGUAUCGGGACUGGCGAUCGGUGAACCCAGCCGCGUCGAAGGAGAAGAAGAGAUAGAACGAGACCUACCGCGAGUUUGCGGAUCGUCCGCUCCAAAUGGCGGACGCUCUCGAAGGAGGGAAGUCGCUCGGCAUUCUCUCGUUGCGUUCGUGCGUAAUGUGUACCCGAAUCGGCAGUGGCCACUGUCAGCCGCAAGGCCGAGUCUGACGGACGCCUCCCCGACAAGGCCAAGUCAAAGUCAGCUACGCCAUCUACGCAAGCGUCGAAGGAGAAGCACAAGAGCACCCGGCGCCCUGAAUCCGAGAUCGAGACCAACCAAGAAGCCCGAGGGCGCUAAGAAACGUGCGGCCGAAGCCAACGCCACUGUCGUGGAGCGCAAAAAGAGACACAUGUUAAUCAACUUAUCGUCGGCGAAGUCGAGAAUCAUCUGCUGGGAGUGCAGCGGCACGGGCCACACCCAAGCCUUUCACCAGAAAUUCCUCCAACGCCAAGUCGACCAUGCGGACGACACGGAAGCCCACGCUCAGCUCGCCGACGAUGACUCAGACCACGACAAGGAAAUGGCGGAAGAAGACGAGCACGUCGACGAAGAAUGA